Phaeoacremonium minimum UCRPA7 is the source of this 927-nucleotide messenger RNA. RefSeq names its product putative zinc-regulated transporter 2 protein. The transcript has 4 exons. The record is from RefSeq and is a predicted model, not a curated record. The coding region runs from base 1 to 927 and encodes 308 amino acids. Gene Ontology annotation, biological process: zinc ion transmembrane transport. NCBI's taxonomy places the organism in Eukaryota, Fungi, Ascomycota, Sordariomycetes, Togniniales, Togniniaceae. Gene Ontology annotation, cellular component: plasma membrane. Gene Ontology annotation, molecular function: zinc ion transmembrane transporter activity.
AUGGGUGGUCAGGGUCAUUCUCAUGGUGGCCCAAUGGGUAUUGAGACUGGACCUGCCCCUGUGCCAAUGAAUAUGCGAGCACCCGAGAGACCCCCAAGAUAUGGCCGCAACAGCUUCGAGACCGACGAGAUCGAAUAUGAGAAGCAGAUUGCUAAGAAGGCUUUUGAGGAGAAUCUCCGGACUCAACAGCAACAGCAGCAGCAUGAGAAUCCAUUUGCUGAUCAAAAUGAGUUUGGGCCCCAAUCAGAGAUGCCACCAUGGUUCAUCGUAUUCUAUGAGCAAUACGUUCGCCAGCGACUGGAGAUGAUGAAUAUGAUCAAAGCUCAGUCUCGGUCUAACGCCAUGGUCCUUUCGGGACCUGAUGAGAAGCAAACGUCUGUGACAGUCACAGAGUCCCCAUUCAUGGAUGAAGAGGGCCAAAUGGUCGAUCCACUUGUUUACAAAAAGAUGUCACUGAACAUCACUCUUCUGGAGGGUGGCAUUCUCUUCCAUUCCGUCUUCGUCGGCAUGACUGUAAGCAUCACCAUCGAAGGUUUCAUUAUUCUCCUCGUCGCCAUUCUAUUCCACCAAAUGUUUGAGGGACUUGGUCUAGGGUCACGUAUCGCUGCUGUUCCAUAUCCGAAAGGUAGUCCGCGCCCCUGGAUCCUGGUUGUUGCUUUCGGUACCACUGCUCCCAUUGGCCAAGCUAUCGGUCUUAUGACGAGGAAUACAUAUGAUCCCAACAGUGCGUUUGGUCUGAUUAUCGUUGGCAUUUUCAAUGCAAUCUCCGCUGGACUUCUACUGUACGCUGCCACGGUGGAUCUUCUAGCUGAAGACUUCCUGUCUGAAGAGGCCAAUCGACUGCUGAGCAAGAAAGACAAGAUUACAGCAUUCUGCUUCGUUCUCGCAGGAGCUGCUGGCAUGUCUAUCGUCGGUGCCUUUGCAUAA